This is a messenger RNA of Lasiosphaeria miniovina, 3780 nucleotides long. RefSeq names its product P-loop containing nucleoside triphosphate hydrolase protein. The record is from RefSeq and is a predicted model, not a curated record. The coding region runs from base 1 to 3780 and encodes 1259 amino acids. Gene Ontology annotation, molecular function: ATP binding; ATP hydrolysis activity. Gene Ontology annotation, cellular component: cytosol; peroxisomal membrane; peroxisome. NCBI's taxonomy places the organism in Eukaryota, Fungi, Ascomycota, Sordariomycetes, Sordariales, Lasiosphaeriaceae. Gene Ontology annotation, biological process: protein import into peroxisome matrix. The transcript has 2 exons.
AUGGCGCCGAGAAAGACGUCCCAGUCGACUGCCGCCGAGGUGUCGCUGGUUCAUCUGCAGAACUGCCUUGUGAACCUGCCCGCAUCCCUGGCCUCGCUGCUCGCCAAUGUCAACACUCCCGCCCAGAAUGUCAUCGUCGAGCUCAGCUACCGCGCGCCCGCCCUUCCAGCAGCUGCUGGCGCCGCCGCCUCCCCGUCGGCCCCGAAGUCCAUCUACGUGGGGUGGACGGGCAUGCCCAGCAAGAGGCGAAUCACCCCCAUCGUCAGCAGAGAUGGCAUCAAUGGGGGCCGCGGCGCUUCGGCGCGCGACCAGGAAGUGCCCCUCGUCGAGCUAGACGCUACGCUCGCCGCCACCGUCGGCCUGCAGGACGGUCAGAGGGUCAUGGCAAUCAUACACCUGGACCCGCCAUUGGCGCACACUGUCAACAUCGAGCCCCUGACGCCCGAGGACUGGGAGAUGAUUGAGCUGCACGGCACUUUCUUAGAAGACAACCUGCUGUUCCAGAUCCGCGCUGUGCCCAACCCCGCCUACGCUCCAGGCGGAGUUGUUGCCGGUGCUCACUCGCUCACGCUGCACCUGUCGCCGACCUCGACUGCCAACGUCAAGGUCCUGUCGCUCGACCCCCCGUUGCCCGCCGAUGCUGUCUUCGCCAAGAUUGCCCCCGACGCCGAGGUUAUUGUCGCGCCAAAGACUCGUCCCAAGCUGCGGAGCAAUAAGGACAAUAAGAGCGUGGGCGGCGCCUCGAGGAAGAGCGGCAGGAGCUCCGCAAGCACCGUCCGGAGGAAGAGCGCCCGGGAGGAGAAGAAACCCGUCUUCUUCUUCCGCGGCAUUGAUCGCAAACACUGCCAGGACUGGUUCGACGAGCAACAGCCGACUGAGGAUGUCAGCAUAUGGCUUGACCGUGAUCUACUCUCCGCCAAGGACUUGAAGGGAGUGAGGUGGGUGUCUGUCACGGUCGUACGGCCCGCCGGUCUUCAACCCGCAGCUAUUGACCCCCAACACCCAGCGCAAGACAGAGAGGCUGCCGCAAAAGCAGCCGUUAAAGUCGUCUCACGUCUCCGAGCUUGGGAUGAGCCCCCGGAUGGCCAGACAACCGCGCUCUCGUCAUCGUUGUGCGCUGCUCUCGGAUGUCUAGGCAUGGUGGGCGGAGUUGUCAAGGUUGAGCCUGCUCCGACCCAGCUAUCCCGGAAGAGCGUCCCGGAUAAAGACGGUCUGGUACAUGAGACAGUUCAAAAGUUGAAAAUAUACCCCUUCCAGUCGCCAAAGGCUGUUACAUCGUCAGGCCUCAAAUUCGGUGGGCAGUCCAAGGCCGAGCGGGAGGAGGCUGCGAACCAGGUCAAGCACAUAUACGGCGUCGAUUUUCUGGCAGGACCCCUUACCGACGGACAGGUUCUUGGGUUGCACGAUGGCUUGAAACUCCCACGGAGCUGGGAAGGAGGCAUCGUAAGAUUCGAACCGUCUUCUGCGCCGUCUCAGGGCUCUACAAAGAAGCCUCUCAGCUGGAUCCUGGGCUCCGAAUGGAAGCUUCCCAUUGCGGUUCAGCCCGCAAUCCCCAAGCCAUCGUGGCUAUCCGACGUCGAUGCCGAAUCGGCUGGCGAUGCGCCUUCCUCCUUACUCGUCGGCAUUGACACACUCCUCGAGAAGCUUCGAUCCCAUCUCUCUCACAUGUCGUCUGUCCUGUUGACUGGCGGCCAAGGCUCGGGCAAGACGUCCGUGGCACAGUCAGUUGCUCGUAGCCUGCGAUCAGGACAACUAUUCCACACAACAUACUUCUCUUGCACAAAACUUGUCAACGACGAGAGCAAGAUAUCUACUGUCAAGGAAACACUCACUCGUCUUUUUAUGGCCGCCAGUUGGGGUGCCAGACUUGAUGGCAAGGCUGUGGUCAUUCUCGACGACAUUGACCGGCUUUGUCCAGCUGAGACCGAGCUGCAGGUUGGCAACGAGAAUGGACGGAGUCGGCAGAUCAGUGAGGCGAUAUGUUCCAUCGUCAGGCAAUAUUGCGGCCGAGACAGCAAUGUGGUCUUGCUGGCCACCUGUCAAGGGAAGGAUUCGUUGCACAAUGUUCUCGUGGGCGGCCACGUCGUCCGCGAGAUUGUCGACCUAUUAGCCCCAGAUAAGGAGACAAGGAGGCGCAUAUUAGAAGCUCUUGCCGCUCAGGGCUCGGUCGCUUUUCAAGAAGAUGGGUUCGUCGAUGACUACGAGCAUGCCAGUCGCCCAACCACUAGAGAUGGAAGCGCUGCCGGCGAUGAGGAAGACGGCUGGAUGGACGGCGAGAUCCAACCGAGGCAAAGAAACGCUUUGGAGAGACCGAGCGGGUUCAUCCUCGACUCUGACCUCGACUUUCUUGACAUUGCCGGCCAAAUCGAUGGUUACAUGCCUGGCGAUCUGAUUCUUCUCAUCGCCCGAGCUCGGAAUGAAGCGCUGAGCCGGAGCGUCGGGGAAUCGACAACUUUUGAUGCCCCCACAAUCCGUCUCAGCCGGACGGAUUUUGACAAGGCUCUCAAGGGGUUUACUCCGGCGUCCUUGCGGAAUGUCACACUCCAGAGUUCGACUACUACGUUUGCCUCUAUUGGUGGACUGCAAGAGACGCGACGGAUCCUGCUCGAAACACUACAGUACCCAACCAAGUACGCUCCUAUCUUCGCCCAGUGCCCGCUUCGCUUGCGGUCUGGCCUCUUGCUCUAUGGCUACCCCGGCUGCGGCAAGACACUGCUGGCCAGUGCCGUAGCGGGCGAGUGCGGUCUCAACUUCAUCAGCGUCAAAGGGCCUGAGAUCUUGAACAAGUACAUCGGUGCGUCCGAGAAGAGCGUCCGAGAUCUCUUUGAGCGAGCCCAGGCGGCAAGGCCCUGUGUGCUGUUCUUCGACGAGUUUGACUCCAUCGCGCCAAAGCGUGGUCACGACUCUACUGGUGUCACGGACAGAGUUGUCAACCAGCUUCUCACUCAGAUGGACGGCGCCGAAGGACUGUCAGGCGUCUAUGUGCUCGCGGCCACCUCGCGCCCCGAUUUAAUAGACCCGGCACUCCUACGGCCAGGCCGUCUCGACAAGUCACUGUUGUGUGACUUCCCGAAUCUCGAGGACCGUCUCGACAUCAUCAAGGCACUUGCCCAGAAGGUCAAAGUUGAAGACAACGUCUGGAACUCGGAGGACGACCUGCUCGAGCUCGGCCGCCGUACCGAAGGCUUCACGGGUGCAGAUCUCCAAGCGCUCGUCUCGAAUGCGCAGCUCGAAGCGAUUCACGACGUCUUGAAUGACCGCGAGCAACCCAGCUCACUCGCUGCUGGCGGUGGCAGCGGGGGCAGCCACAGCCGUCGCAGUGCCGUCAAAAAGACCGCUGCAGCGCCAGUCCGCAACUUUGUGCAGUUUCGAUACGGCUCCGACAGCACCACUCCGGAUGGCGGCGCCACAGAUGCUGCCACCCCCUGGAGUAGGUCAUCUGAGCUCGCUGAGCAGGCCGCCAUCUCGGCAAAACUCGAAAGUAUGAAGCUCGCCCGUAAGCGCGCCAAGCAGCUCACCAAGGCCGGGACCGUCUCCAGCAACGCCCUGGGCCUAUCAGGCGCUGCGGGCGACGAGAAGGGCGCCGCCGCCGGCAGCAGCGAGGUCGUGCUCGGCUGGAAGCACCUGAUCAAUGCGCUCGGGGACACGCGUGCCAGCAUCAGCGUCGACGAGCGGCGCCGCCUGGAGAAGAUCUACCGCGAGUUCGUCGUCGGGCGCAGCGGCGAGAUGAGGGACGGUCAGGGAAGCAUGGAGGUCGGCGGGCGGAGCAGCUUGAUGUGA